Molecule: messenger RNA, 771 nt
Organism: Calliphora vicina (urban bluebottle blowfly)
Lineage: Eukaryota; Metazoa; Arthropoda; Insecta; Diptera; Calliphoridae
Product: antigen 5 like allergen Cul n 1-like
Exons: 3
Coding region: 1-771 (256 amino acids)
Source: RefSeq, a predicted model, not a curated record
AUGUAUCAACUCAAGAUAGUUUUUGCUAUUUUACUAACAAUUUGUAUAAUCGAGGCCACAAGGUCCCAAACAAAUUAUUGUAGCGCUAAUCUAUGUAAAGGAGAUAAACAUGUUGCCUGUAAUAAUAAGGGAAAAUUUGCUGCAGCUUGUUCCAAAAAUGCCAAAAUUAUUCGUAUAACACCAAAAUUGCGUCAAAGAAUUGUCCACAAACACAAUUCUCUGCGAAAUCGUGUAGCUAAUGGAGGCGUUAACGGUUACAAAGGCGCCGUUCGUAUGGCUACGAUGCGUUGGAGUCCCCAAUUGGCUAAACUGGCCGAGUACAAUGUUAAGCAGUGUAAAAUGAACCAUGACAAAUGUCACAAUACAAAUAAGUUCCAUUAUGCUGGUCAAAAUGUGGCAAAAAAUUCAUGGAGUGGCCAGAAAAGAUCGGUUGGAACUGUGCUUACGGAGCAGAUUCAGUCAUGGUUUUCGGAAAAUAAAAAAUGUUCUAUGAAUGCGAUGAGGAAUUUGAAGGAUAUUUCUAGCUGUGGCCACUUUACCGCCAUGGUUCAGGAGAAAAACAUCGCUGUCGGUUGUGCAAUCUUACGUCAAACCGUAAAUGGCCAAAUUAUGCAGUUAAUGACCUGUAAUUAUGCCUAUACGAAUAUCAUUGGUAAGCCUGUCUAUAGAGAUGGUAAAACGGCCUCCAAAUGUACAACUGGCCGAAAUCCUCGGUUCAAGGCGUUAUGUUCCUUCCGAGAAAAUUAUAAACUUAAGAGUACUAAUUUUUAA